AUGGUAAAUCUUGCCAACACAGCCACGAUUCUCCGUAUCCCCAUUCUCUUCCUUAUUAUUGGUCUCCUCUACUCUCUUAGACCAUACUCAGCAACAACAUCCUUGUUUACAUUUGUUUUCGGAGCUUGGACUGAUUGGCUCGAAGCCCAUCUUUCUAAGAGACGCAAAGUCCGUUCCCCACUCAGACAAUACCUUGAUGCCGUUAUCGACAAAAUUUUCAUGAUCAGUACUUUUGUGACAAUGCUUUUCUUGAAGAUUGUUCCACAAUGGACAGUUUUCCUUAUCAUCAUGAUUGUUCUUAGAGAAUUCCUUAUUACUGCUUUCCGCUCUGUUGCAGCUGCCAAGAAGAUUGCCAUCUCCCCAGAAAGCGCUGGCACAUUCAAGACAGCCAUCCAAAUGACUUCUACAAUCACACUUCUUGCUUGGUUCUCUGCAAUCUCCGAUUUCCCACAAUAUUUCGACAAUUCUCACUUGGAUUAUUUCCGUAAGACAGGUGUAUUCCUUUUCUGCAUCUUCUCAUUCCUUACAGCAUUCUCUGGUGUUAAGUACAUUCUCAACUAUAGAUCAGUUCUUUCUGACUUGUAA
Molecule: messenger RNA, 585 nt
Organism: Trichomonas vaginalis G3
Lineage: Eukaryota; Parabasalia; Trichomonadida; Trichomonadidae
Product: cardiolipin synthase protein
Exons: 1
Coding region: 1-585 (194 amino acids)
Biological process (GO): glycerophospholipid biosynthetic process
Cellular component (GO): membrane; mitochondrion
Molecular function (GO): CDP-diacylglycerol-glycerol-3-phosphate 3-phosphatidyltransferase activity
Source: RefSeq, a predicted model, not a curated record